AUGGCCGAGCAGUUUACGCUCCGUGGAACCCUCGAAGGCCACAGUGGCUGGGUUACUUCCUUGGCGACCUCGAUGGAGAACCCAAAUAUGCUCCUCUCCGCCAGUCGCGACAAGACCUUGAUCAUCUGGAACCUGACCCGCGACGAGACAGCAUACGGAUACCCCAAGCGAAGUCUCCACGGCCACUCUCACAUUGUUUCUGACUGCGUCAUUUCCUCCGAUGGUGCAUAUGCCCUUUCAAGCUCUUGGGAUAAGACUCUCCGUCUGUGGGAACUCUCCACUGGCAACACCACCCGUACCUUUGUCGGCCACAACAACGAUGUCCUCUCCGUCUCCUUCUCCGCCGAUAACCGCCAGAUCGUCUCUGGUUCCCGUGACCGAACAAUCAAGUUGUGGAACACUCUCGGUGACUGCAAGUACACCAUCACUGACAAGGGCCACACCGAAUGGGUUUCCUGCGUUCGCUUCAGCCCCAACCCCCAGAACCCUGUCAUCGUUAGCGCUGGCUGGGACAAACUUGUGAAGGUCUGGGAACUCUCCACCUGCCGCAUCCAGACUGACCACAUUGGCCACACUGGCUACAUCAACACUGUCACUAUCUCUCCUGACGGCUCCCUCUGCGCUUCCGGUGGAAAGGACGGAAUCACCAUGCUCUGGGAUCUUAACGAAUCCAAACACCUCUACUCCCUCCAAGCAGGAGACGAAAUCCACGCCCUCAUCUUCUCUCCCAACCGCUACUGGCUCUGCGCUGCCACUACCAGCAGCAUCACCAUUUUCGACUUGGAGAAGAAGAGCAAGGUUGACGAACUCAAGCUCGAGACCGAGGCUACGAAGAAGGGUCGGGAGCCCGAGCCAACCAGCUUGGCUUGGUCUGCUGAUGGCCAGGCUCUCUUUGCUGGUUACACUGAUAACAAGAUUCGGGCCUGGGGCGUUCUGUCAAUGGCAUAG
Messenger RNA from Ophidiomyces ophidiicola, 948 nucleotides. It is a transcript of the gene cpc2, whose product is annotated as cross-pathway control WD-repeat protein cpc2. NCBI's taxonomy places the organism in Eukaryota, Fungi, Ascomycota, Eurotiomycetes, Onygenales, Onygenaceae. Gene Ontology annotation, cellular component: nucleus; cytosol. Bases 1 to 948 code for a protein of 315 amino acids. Gene Ontology annotation, biological process: rescue of stalled cytosolic ribosome; positive regulation of protein phosphorylation. The transcript has 4 exons. Gene Ontology annotation, molecular function: protein kinase C binding; translation regulator activity; ribosome binding. The record is from RefSeq and is a predicted model, not a curated record.